This is a messenger RNA of Cylindrotheca closterium, 1587 nucleotides long. NCBI's taxonomy places the organism in Eukaryota, Bacillariophyta, Bacillariophyceae, Bacillariales, Bacillariaceae. The record is from the annotation of a GenBank genome assembly.
AUGAACUCGUCCGACGUUUGCCAUAUCGUCAAAGACGUCCCUGGAUUGUAUGUUGAUGCAUUUCGGGGUAGACUGCUCCGAAAGACACAAGAUCCAACAGCAUGUUUCAUAUUGACACAUUAUCAUGGAGAUCACUACCAGAGUCUCCCAAGAGAAGGAAAAUAUGCAGGACCCGCAAUCAUUCAUUGCUCACCCGUCACAGCGGCGUUGCUAGAGGAGAUGCAUCAAGUCCAACCUGAUUUGGUGAAAAGUCACAAAUACGGCGAACCUUUUCAAUACAGAGUCAAGAGCAAAGGAGGAGACAAAGUACUGGCAAGCAUUACAUUUUAUGAUGCCAACCAUUGCCCUGGGGCUUGCAUUGUACUGAUCGAACUGCCGAAUGGACACUGUCAUGUCCAUACUGGUGAUAUGCGAUACCAUGAUAAGUUCAAGUCAUAUCCAUUGCUCAAGCAUCUUGCUGCCAAAAAGAAAGUUGAUUUGGUCUACUUGGACACGACGUACAGUCAUCCAAAGCAUGAUUUCGUGCCACAAGAGGAAGCAGUUGAAGCGAUUGCCUCACAAACAGCGGAGCUGCUUUCCUCGAGCUCAAAAACCUUAGUCAUGCUCUCCUGUUACUCGAUUGGUAAAGAGAAAGUCUUGUGGGAAGCAUCCAACAGGGCCAAUCAGAUGCUUUAUGUCAAUGAACGAAAGAUGAAAAUGCUCAAAUGUGUGCAGUUACACGAUUCACAAGAUGCCUAUCAGAUUAUCAAUCGAUGUACCGAGGAUGUAAAUAAGAGCGAUAUCCAUGUGAUACCCAUGGGAUUGGCUGGAGAAAUGUGGCCGUACUUUAGACCAAAUUUCGUCAAAUGCAAAGAGUAUGUCGAGAAGCUCGACAAGGAAUACGAAAAGGUGGUUGCAUUCCUUCCGACUGGCUGGGCAGAUGCUAGCAAUUGGAACAAGAAAAAUAGUGUCAGCAAAAAGGAUUUGGACUUGGAGAAUGGGAAACGUUUGCAAGUUGAAAUACGCCUGAUAAGCUAUUCCGAGCACUCUGCCUUUCGUGAAUUGAUCGAUUUUGUGCAAUUUCUUCGACCCCAAAAGGUGAUUCCAACGGUGUUCUCCGAUGAAGCAGACUGCCGUCGAAUCCAAGAUCGGUUCCGCCACCUCAUCGAUUCGACUCGGGCCAAGCAAGCUUUCUUCAAAUCCAUGAAUAGCAAGCUUGAAACGAAGCUCAAGGAGUCAUCAAAACACUUAACUAAGGCGAACGUCAUUAUGAAAGUUGAGGCGGAUGCACAGUCUGCACCCUCUCAAAUAUGCAUCGAGGAGGACGAUAUUGAGAUUGUUUGCGUGAAGCCAUCCACAGCAAAUCAACAAAUGCAGCAAAUAGAUCCGAAUUGCGACAACAGUAAAGUGAAAGAUCUUGUAGACAUGGGUUUCGAUUAUGGAAGAGCGAAAAGGAUCCUUGAUUGGAAUGGUGGCAACCUGAAUGCUGCUAUCAAUGCUCUCUUGGCAGGGGAAGGUGAAAUGGCACAAUCCACCCCUAGUCCACCGGCGAAGAAACAGCGCAAGUCGCCUCAAAUUACUAGCUUCUUUUCCAAGAAAACAACCUGA